AUAACUAUGACAGGAAAAAUGGCUGCGUCCAUAGUGCACCAGUUGAUUCAAGAUAAAACGAUUCUGAAGUAAAUGCAUCUCGGUGUGAAUCCAUUGUGGAAUAUGAUGUUGACGAGCUGUAAUUUGCACAAACGAUGCUGCAGAAUGUGACAUUUACACAGCAGAUGAUUGACUGCCUAGCCAGCUGCUGUCCGCGGUGUGCCGAGGCUAUGGGCUGGCUGUGUCAGCUGCCGUUUCAAAUGUACUGGUUCAUCAGUGUGAGGAAGUGGGCGAGGGCGGUCCUCCUGCUCGUCCUACUGUUGCUGUACUGUGAGUUCCUGCACUACUUCGUGGUGCUCCUGCAGUGCUCCUGGCCGCAGCUGGCCAACAGUGGUGUGUCCCAACAGCUGGGCCUGGGCAAGGAGCAUAAGCCUCUCAAAGUCAUGGUCAUAGCUGAUCUCCAUCUGCUUGGGUGGAGGGAAGGCCACUGGUUUGACAAAGUUCGCAGAGAAUGGCAAAUGGAGAGAUCUUUCAAGACCAGUGUUCUACUGUACAAUCCAGACGUUGUCUUUGUCUUGGGGGAUCUGUUAGAUGAAGGCCAGUGGUGUUCUGAUUUUGAAUUCAAGUACCACGAAGAACGAUUCAAAAGCAUGUUUUCUGUUUCGUCCAAAACCGACAUGCAUGUUGUCGUGGGCAACCAUGACAUCGGCUUCCAUUACGUGAUGAAUCGACACAAACACCACCGGUUUGAGAGUGCCUUUAAUUCCCCGUCGGUGCGAAUGCUCCGAAUACGAGACAACAUCUUCGUGUUGGUCAACAGUAUGACUCUGGAGGGAGAUGGGUGUUCUCUGUGCAGUGAGGCAGUCGGCAAACUGAGGGGAAUUUCACAACACCUUGAAUGUAUUGAGAAUCCUCUAAAGUCACAGAGUCACUACAACAAGUGCCAUCAUUAUGAACAGUUCAAAUAUACAAAGCCAAUAUUACUUCAGCAUUUUCCUAUGUACCGGCCUUCCGAUGCAGACUGUGAUACUCCGGAUGCAGCGCCACCUGGUGUUAAAAACAUUCCAUUUAAACUGAAAGUUGACUGUCUGUCCAAAGAGGCUUCCAGACAGCUCUUGGACUGGAUAAGUCCACGUUUCAUAAUCAGUGCUCAUACUCACCAUGGGUGUUACCGUGUCCAUGACAACAACAUUCCAGAGUGGACAGUGGCAUCGUACAGUUGGCGGAAUAAAAAUAACCCAACUUUUCUUCUAAUGACUGUAGGUAAUGAAGAUUAUGCAGUAAAACGAUGUUUUUUACCCAGUGAAUUCACAGUCAUAAUGAUGUACAUCAUUGGAGUGUUUACAGUAUUGCUUUUAUUGAUAUUUCCAAGACGAGUCGUCAAGUUUAGCUCCGGCGACAAAGCUCAUUAAUAUAGGACUGGUAUUAUAAUGUUUUGUUUUUAAAAGUGAUUUUAUGGAUUUCAUUAAAAUAUUAAUUCUAGUCUGAUCUGUGAUCUGAAUUUACGAAAGAUGUUUAACUUCCCUAAACAUCUGAUAAUAUUUACAAAUUUUUAAAUAAGUGCAUGUAUUCAGCCAUAUGCACCGAGUAGUCUAAAAUAAAGAUGAUCUCGUUUUGUGAACUUGACUUGUUAUUUAAAUAGUCAUUCAUUGUCAUGGCUAAAACUGGAAUGUGAUAGAAUCGAAGAUUUUAGCAGUAGUGUGUAUUUACACUUUCUUCCUGUAUUGUAUAAGUGUAAUAUUUUAGCAGUAGUGUGUAUUUACACUUUCUUCCUGUAUUGUAUAAGUGUAAUAUUUUAGCAGUAGUGUGUAUUUACACUUUCUUCCUGUAUUGUAUAAGUGUAAUAUUUUAGUUAUUACCCUUUACAAAAUGUAAAACUAUAUUCAGAUGGAAACAUGCUUUCACUAAUUGUUUCCACUGAAGACCAUGUCAGAAUUAUCAAGCAUGUGAUAUCCAUUAGCUGAUGAUUAAUGAAUCAAUGUGCUCUAGUGAUGUCGUUAAACAAAAUAAUCCUUAAUAAUGUGUAAAUGUUUGUACAAAAUAAUAUAUAAUAUUAAUUUAAAGAUGUUUGCUAUUAAGCUCCAUUGUGUUUGGAGUGUCUAAAUAAAUGACAAGACCCAAAAACAUGCCAAUAACUCAAAUGUAUGACAAACUCAGGAAUAUGUUGUUCGAUUGUUGUUGGUGCAACUGUUUUGUUACCAAGUUCUCUGGAAAUCAUAAAUAAAAGAGGAGUGAUUAGUUGCUCCCAGGGCUUCUAGAUUAUGGUAGUCCCACUCCCAUGGCUAGUGAUAUUGAUUGUUGGGCUAGUACAGGGCUUCUAGAUUAUGGUAGUCCCACUCCCAUGGCUAGUGAUAUUCAGUGUUGGGCUAG
Molecule: messenger RNA, 2349 nt
Organism: Gigantopelta aegis
Lineage: Eukaryota; Metazoa; Mollusca; Gastropoda; Neomphalida; Peltospiridae
Product: metallophosphoesterase 1-like
Exons: 9
Coding region: 135-1391 (418 amino acids)
Biological process (GO): GPI anchor biosynthetic process
Molecular function (GO): hydrolase activity
Source: RefSeq, a predicted model, not a curated record